Molecule: messenger RNA, 6542 nt
Organism: Chelonoidis abingdonii (Abingdon island giant tortoise)
Lineage: Eukaryota; Metazoa; Chordata; Testudines; Testudinidae
Gene: TNS1
Product: tensin 1
Biological process (GO): fibroblast migration
Cellular component (GO): focal adhesion
Molecular function (GO): protein binding
Source: RefSeq, a predicted model, not a curated record
AGAAGGACAAAAAAAAAAACAAAAAAAAUCCCCAGGCUGCUAAUGAGUUGGAGCUUGGGCGGGUGGGAAGGAAAAACCCUUUUGCGCAGUCCUGCAAGCUUUUGCUCUGCACUCAGUCGCUCCACGCUCCGCUCUCUGGCCUCACCCUCCCCAGACGCUUGGGGCUGCCUCGAUUUCUCUCUCCACCUGCGGGAAUCCAAGCCCCCUCUCCCCCGCCCCCUGUGCCUGGCUCUUUCUCUCUUCCCCGGGGGACAGCUCUUAAAUUUCUUCACACCCUCCAGCCUGCGCUUCAGCGACACCGGGACCCUCUUGCGCCCCAGCCCCACGCUUGUCCCAUCACACUCGCCCCGCCGGCCAGGGGAACGCCCGGUCCUUGGAUGUAACCGGCUCGGAGGCCGAGUGAAACCGGAUGGAUUUUGGGAGCGUCAUGAAACAGGCGGCUACCCCGUGUGCGCCUCCCGUCAACUCUGAGCUGCCGGCCAACGGGGAGAGCACCGCCAAGCAUGUAAACGCCACAGAAUCCACAAAAUCCUCCAAAAGUGCCCAGCCACGAGGCAGACCUUCCAGGAGUGUGAGCGUGGCCCAGACCAUGGAGGACACCUGCGAGCUGGACCUGGUGUACAUCACGGAGCGGAUCAUCGCCGUCUCCUACCCCAGCUCAGCUGAGGAGCAGAACUUCCGCAGCAACCUCAAGGAGGUGGCCCAGAUGCUCAAGUCCAAGCAUGGAGAUAACUACCUGCUUUUCAAUCUGUCCGAGCGCAGACACGACAUCAGCAAGCUGCACUCCAGGGUGCUGGAUUUCGGGUGGCCCGACCUGCACACGCCUGCCCUGGAGAAGAUCUGCAGCAUCUGCAAGGCCAUGGACACGUGGCUGAGCGCCGAGCCCCACAACGUGGUCGUGCUCCACAACAAGGGAAACCGAGGCCGGAUGGGAGUCGUGGUGGCCGCCUACAUGCACUACAGCAAUAUUUCAGCCAGCGCGGACCAGGCCCUCGACAGGUUUGCCAUGAAGAGGUUCUACGAGGACAAGGUGCUGCCAGUUGGGCAGCCCUCACAGAAGAGGUAUGUCCAUUACUUCAGCGGCCUGCUGUCCGGCACCAUCAAAAUGAACAACAAGCCCUUGUUCCUGCACCAUGUCAUCAUGCACGGGAUCCCCAACUUCGAGUCCAAAGGUGGUUGCCGGCCCUUCCUGAAGAUCUACCAGGCCAUGCAGCCGGUGUACACAUCCGGGAUCUACAACGUGCAAGGAGACAGCCAGACCAGCAUCUGCAUCACCAUCGAGCCCGGACUGCUCUUGAAGGGAGAUAUACUGCUGAAAUGCUACCACAAGAAGUUCCGUAGCCCGACCCGAGACGUCAUUUUCCGGGUGCAGUUCCACACGUGCGCCAUCCAUGACCUCGGCAUUGUCUUUGGGAAGGAGGACCUGGACGAAGCCUUUAAAGACGACCGGUUUCCGGAGUACGGGAAGGUGGAGUUUGUGUUCUCAUACGGCCCUGAGAAGAUCCAAGGGAUGGAACAUCUGGAGAAUGGCCCCAGCGUCUCCGUGGAUUACAACACCUCGGACCCCCUCAUCCGCUGGGACUCCUACGACAACUUCAAUGUCCGCCGGGAGGACAGCAUGGAGGGCACUUGGGCUGGUCCCCACCAGGCCCACAAAGCUCCGGACACAGAGCUCGGGCACACUCAGGGGCCGCUGGAUGGGAGCCUCUACGCCAAAGUGAAGAAGAAAGACUCCCUCCACGGUAGCACCGGAGCCGUCAACGCCGGCCGCGCCCCCCUCUCUGCGACGCCCAACCACCUCGAGCACACGCUCUCCGUCAGCAGCGACUCGGGCAACUCCACCGCUACCGACAAGACCGACGAGCAGGCGGUGCCUGGUGGUGGCCCCCCGGCGCUGACCCCCGAGGAGAAGCGAGAGCUCGAGCGCCUCUUGAGCGGCUUCGGCUUAGAGAGCGAAGCCCCCAUGCACAACCGCCACCCAGGGGCGGUGCCGGCCGGCAGCUCCGCCCUCACGGGGCGCCACGUGGUGCCGGCCCAGGUGCACGUCAACGGGAGCGCCGGCACCCUGGUGGCCGAGCGGGAGACGGACAUCCUGGACGACGACCUGCCCAACCAGGACGGGCACAGCGUCGGCAGCCUGGGCACCCUCUCCUCCUGCGACGGCACCACCAACGCCAGCGAGGUCGGCUACCAGGAGGUUCCCCGGAUGGAGAGCCUCUCCUCCUUGCCCAACGGCCCGUCCAGCUUCGACGGCGCAGACAAGCUGCACAAGGAGGGGCUGUAUGACUCGGAGCCGCUGAUCAAUGGGGGGUACCCGUACAGCAACCAGAACACACUGCGGAGCAUGAUGGGGCGACACCCCCAGCCCCUGCUGAGCCAGAUCCGGCCCUCGAUGUCUGCUCAGGAGAACCUGUCCGGCUACCGGCAGCAGCAAGCCGGCUUCCCUGAGCCCGGCUGGCUGCAGCCCCGGCCGCCAGCAGCCACACAGCCCUACCUGUACGGCUUUGACUCCAACGACAUAUUCCGCUCUCAGUCCUACCCAGCCACCGAGCCGGGCCUCCAGCUCCCCCAGGCGCCGGCACGGAGCUCCAGCAGCCGGGAGGCCGUGCAGAGGGGCCUCAACGCCUGGCAGCAGCAGGGCAGCAGCAGCGGCGGGAGCAGGCCACCCUCCCGCCAGCAAGACGGUGGCCUGGAAAGCCAAAGCCCUAGCGUCUCCAGUUCGAGCCCCCAACCCAGCCCCUUGCAGGUGGCCCCCCUUCCGAGCCACAGCAUCCCUGAGUUCCCCCGGGUGGCCUCCCCGAAGGAGAUCGAGCAGUCGAUAGAAGCACUGAACAUGCUCAUGCUGGACCUGGACCCGUCUGUCUCGACACUGCACAAGUCCCAGAGCGUCCCAGUGGCCUCCACAGAGGACCAGCCCGGCCCGGUGGUCUCCUCUCUGUCUGCCCAGCCAGUGUUGGGCCUUCCUAGCCAGGUGGCCCCUCAGGUGACCCAGCCAAGACCCAGCAACGCCUUCGGAGCCAUGCCGGCGAGUGUGUCCCACAACGCCAUGGGCACUGCUGUCACCCAGCCCCCACCGGCUUCUGAACUGCUAUCCAAAGCCUAUCUGCCAGGACCGCCGGCCCAGGAAGGCCGGGGUGCUGGUGAGCCAGAGUACAUGGGGCAGGAUUUGGGGGUGUCCUACUCGCCCUACGGAUAUCAGAACCAGCAGCCGCCUGUGCCGCAGACAAGGAGCUACAGUCGCUCACCGGGAAGCUCCCCAACGUCUCCCAUUCCUCCGGCAACAGCUUACAGCCCUGUGGGGCCUCAGCAGCCCCUGAUCAUGUCACCCCCUUCUCCCACAGCGACAGCCCAAGCCCAGAUGCCCCCGAAGGGAGCGGAGCAUCACCAAGAGCCUGCUAGACCCUCGGAAGAAGAGCCCUUGAACCUGGAAGGGCUGGUGGCCCACAGAGUAGCAGAGUACAACGCCAAACUGCAGGGCAUCCGGCAGAGCACGAAAGCUCCCCAUCCUCCCGUGCACCAACAAAGAUCCUUCUCCUUCGCUGGGGUGGAGUCACGGGACAAGUCCCCGGAGGAGCCCGGAGCGCCGAACCGAAGACGCACGACCAGCGACGGCCAGUACGAGAACAGUCCCCAGGAGCCCGGCACACCUCGGAGCCCCACUGCCCGGUCGCCAGUCCACAGCUUCUCGCCAGAGGUGGUCAGCAGCAUCGCCGCCAACCCAGGAGGGAGGCCCAAAGAGCCUCAUCUCCACAGCUACAAGGAAGCCUUUGAAGAGCUGGAGGGGACCUCUCCAACCAGCCCACCCUCCAGCGGUGGUGAGAUCUCUCCCCCAACCCCUGCCUUUCCUGUCUCGCCGCAAACCCCUUACGGUCACCUGCUGCGCUCCCCACCCGGCCUGGCCAAGACCCCGCUGUCUGCAUUGGGACUGAAACCCCAUAACCCAGCCGAGAUCCUGCUGCAGCCGACGGGAGAGCUAGACAGGGAGGCAGUAGUUGAAUCUGAUGAAGAGCCCAGAAGCUAUGUGGAGUCGGUGGCUCGCAAGGCAGCAGCGGGGGGCGGAGGGGCGCCCCAGAGCCCCCCAACUCCGCAGGCCUACAGCACUGAGACGCCAGUGAGGAAUGGGGCCUUCAUGAACUCUUUUACCUCCCCCAGCCCCAUCUCCACCAGCAGCCCCAUUCACAGCAUGGACGGGGUGUCGAUCCGCAGCUACCUGUCCGAGAGCAGCGGCCACAGCACCGCCUCACCCCCGCAGCCCUCAGCCGAGUCCAGCUUCCAGGCACCGUCGGCCCACAUUAGCUACCAAAACGCCUCGCCGGUGUCUUUCAGCCAGGGGGGCUACGUGAGCCCCGAGUACCCCGAUGGCCGAGUCGGCGCAAGGCCACAGCCCCAGGUCAGCGUGGUGGGUGUUCAUGUCCUGCCGGGGAGCCCCCACACCCUUCACAGGACAGUGGCCACCAACACGCCGCCAAGCCCCGGUCUCGGGCGAAGACCACUUGAUCCUGGCACAGCGGCCGUUCCCGGGAGCCCCAGCCUGGGCAGGCACAUCAUGUACGGCUAUUCUGCCCCAGAGGAGCAGCGUCCCACACUGUCCCGGCAGAGCAGCGCCUCGGGGUACCAGCCCCCCUCCACCCCGUCAUUCCCUGUCUCCCCAGCCUACUAUCCUGGCCUGAGCAGCCCACAGUCCUCCUCCCCGGACUCUGCCACCUACCGGCAGGGCAGCCCCACGCUGCAGCCGGUGCUGCCCGAGAAAAGGAGGAUGUCGGCCGGGGAGCGGUCCAACAGCCUGCCUAACUACGCCACGGUGAAUGGCAAGAUAUCCUCGCCUGUCUCCAGCGGCAUGUCCAGCCCCAGCAGCGGGAGCAGCGUGGCCUACCCACACACCCUGCCUGACUUCUCCAAACUCUCGCUGCCAGACAGCAGCCCCGAGACCCGGGCCAACGUGAAGUUUGUCCAGGACACCUCCAAGUAUUGGUACAAGCCGGAGAUUUCCAGGGAGCAGACCAUCACACUGCUGAAGGACAGGGAGCCCGGAGCCUUCAUUAUCCGAGACAGCCACUCCUUCCGGGGAGCCUACGGGCUGGCCAUGAAAGUGGCCUCUCCGCCUCCCACCAUCCUGCAGCAGAACAAGAAAGGAGAUAUAACCAAUGAGCUGGUGAGGCAUUUCCUGAUCGAGACCAGCCCGCGGGGGGUGAAGCUAAAAGGAUGCCCCAACGAGCCCAACUUUGGAUGCCUGUCGGCUCUGGUGUACCAGCACUCCAUCAUCCCACUGGCCUUGCCCUGCAAGCUGGUCAUUCCCGACCGAGAUCCCACAGACAAAACGAAAGAUGCGGCCUCAGCCGCCAACUCGGCGACAGACCUGCUCAAGCAAGGAGCUGCCUGUAACGUGCUCUUCAUCAACUCGGUGGAGAUGGAGUCGCUGACGGGCCCGCAGGCCAUCGCCAAAGCCAUCAGCGAGACGCUGGCCCUGGCACCCACACCUGCUGCCACCAUCGUGCACUUCAAAGUCUCCGUGCAGGGAAUCACCUUGACGGACAACCAGAGAAAAUUGUUCUUCAGACGACAUUAUCCCCUCAGCACUGUCACCUACUGUGACCUGGACCCCCAGGAACGAAAAUGGACUAAAUCAGACGGCGCAGGUCCCGCAAAGCUCUUUGGCUUCGUGGCCAGGAAGCAGGGAAGCACAACGGACAACAUUUGUCACCUCUUCGCCGAGCAGGAUCCCGACCAGCCGGCCGGCGCCAUCGUCAAUUUCGUGUCAAGGGUCAUGCUUGGCUCUGGCCAGAAGAGAUGAGCUGCUGGACACGGGUAGUUCUUGCCCUUGAAUUUUGGAGAAGGACUUGGAGUUGAUCCGAGAAGGAGCGCGAGGAAGUGCAUUAUGGGAGAGGGAAGUGAAUCGGGGGGAAAUGGUCUGAAUUGUGAAAGAAAAAAACCCUCACCCAAUCGUAACAAAGCAAAACUAAAGGAAGCGAUGUCAGCGCAUUUCCCAUCGCAGGGAAUGUGACCAGCGCAACGGCCAGGAGUCAGAGCAGUGGAACCGGGUUGGCUUUUGGAUCAGGAUCCCCAUGAGGGGUUUCAAGUGGCGAAUUCAUCUCGGGUCAUAGUGGGAACGUUCGCGGCCCUGCCAUUUGAAAACCAGCAACUCUGUUUGCAAAUGUCAGUUGUUUGUUUUAAAUAAUCGUGGCUAACUGAUCGAACAAAAGGCAGGUCUGCAGGAUCCCCCCUUUCCCUUCCCCAGGGCCUUACCUAUUGGAACAGCUUACCAAGGGCAGUGGUGGGCUUUUUCCAUCUCUGGCCAUUUUUAAAUCAAGAUGAGAUGUUUUGCUAAGAGAUCUGCUUUGGUUGAAACAAGAAUGAAUUCUGGGCAGAUCUCUGCCCUGUGUUAUGCAGGAGGUCAGACUGGAUCUCAGUGGUCCAUUCUGGCCUUAUGACCUAUGUGCUGGAGCAGUGGUUUUCUACCAGUGCUUCGCAGACCCUGGGGGUGGGUGGGGGCCUGCAGACUAUGUCUAAGAUUUCCAAAGGGGUCCGCAUCCCCAUUUGAAAUU